This is a messenger RNA of Erpetoichthys calabaricus (reedfish), 1532 nucleotides long. Its product is annotated as inactive phospholipid phosphatase 7. The coding region runs from base 187 to 1044 and encodes 285 amino acids. Gene Ontology annotation, molecular function: sphingosine-1-phosphate phosphatase activity. The record is from RefSeq and is a predicted model, not a curated record. The transcript is spliced from 2 exons. Gene Ontology annotation, cellular component: nuclear envelope. Lineage: Eukaryota; Metazoa; Chordata; Cladistia; Polypteriformes; Polypteridae.
GUCUGCCGCAGCAGAGUAAACAGCAUGCGCGUGCGGUCGGCUGGGUUUCUAAUUUUAUCAGCGGGACUGGAGGCGCUGGGCAAAAAAUAAACAUCUUCCGAGAAACGGGAUAUCUCUAUGUGUGCUUUUAGAGGAAAGCAUAAAAAAAAGAAAGAAAAACUCGUCAAAUAACGACUAACAGGCAAAAUGCCGGCACACCAAAGUAGAUCCCGAACUAGGGACAGGAACAACGUCCUUAACAGACCCGAAUUCAUGUCUUUGAACCAACCCCUGCGGGGCAACGCUGAAGUCCGAAGCGCCUCGCGCCGUCAGAGUGGACCCAAAGCGUCGCUGGGCCAGCACGAGUGCCCCACUCCAGGCGACGGGGUCAAGGACCGGAGAGAGUCCUCUCAGCUGCCCGAAGAGGACUGCAUGCAGCUGAAUCCCUCCUUCAAGGGGAUCGCCUUCAACUCGCUGCUUGCCAUUGAUAUCUGCAUGUCAAAGCGGCUUGGGGUCUGCGCUUACAGCACCUCCUCCUGGGGCAGCGUCCGCUCCAUGGUCACCCUGCUGGCCAUCACUGGGCACGCCAUCCCAUGGAUUGGAGGCACCCUGCUUUGCUUGACCAAGAGCAGCACGCUUGCGGGUCAGGAGGUUCUUGUCAAUCUACUGCUGGCACUGAUCUUGGACAUUAUGACAGUGGCUGGUUUGCAGAAGCUGGUGAAGCGCAAGGGCCCUCUAGAUAUGACCCACAGCUUUAUGGACUACAUUGCCAUGGAUAUGUAUGCCUUCCCCGCGGCCCAUGCCAGCCGAGCAGCUAUGGUGUCAAAGUUCCUCCUCAACCACCUCGUCCUGGCUGUGCCCUUGCGUAUCCUCCUAGUCCUGUGGGCCUUCCUGGUGGGCACUUCCCGGAUUGUUUUGGGCAAGCACCACCUGACGGACGUCUUCUGUGGCUUUGCGCUGGGCUUCCUCCAUUACAACUUGGUGGAGAUGGUGUGGCUCUCGUCCAAUACCUGCCAGACACUUCUGUCCAUCUGGACACUGAGCUGGAGUCCACUUUUUAAAUGAGACGGCUCAGUCUGCCCUUUGUAUUUGUAUUUGCAGAAGUUCUUUUUUUAAAAAAAAAAUAAUAAUAAGUCUCCUUGCGGAAGCGGAUGGGUUUGUUUUUGUGGAAUCUGUGAUGGGCAGUUUUGUUUUUUUUUUUUCUCUUCUUGGCAGUUCAUAGACGAAGCUUUUUAUGUAAGGAGACAUGUCCGCCCAAGUGUGGAAUCUCUUUGACUGUGAUAGAGUGACUAGAGCAUCCUUGACAAAAAUGCAUGGCAUUGAGGGCCACUGGCGUCCACUGGUGUCGUUGGCAAAGAAAAUGAGGGAUUUCUGGUGCCGUCGCGGCCCUGUGUGCUUUAAGCAGCAGAGUGCAAAGCCAUGAAACACAAGAACUUGUAGGCUCUUGCAUGUCUUCUUUUACAUGUGUCUCUUGCUGAACCUGGAGUGAGAAAGGUUAGAUUUUUGUAAGAAUAUGUAAAAAUAAAAAUUUACUACUGAUAAUGAGUAACAAA